AUGCCUGCGCAAUUACUCUCGCAGCUUCCCACGCCCGCCGCGACUCGCCUCAAUGGCCACGCUCCCCUCAUGAAGAGGAAGCAAUCCUCUCCCAUGAUGCCUUCCUUCAUGGUAUCUGCGCCUGGCAAGGUCAUUGUCUAUGGCGAACAUGCGGUCGCCGCAAUUGCUGCUGCAAUCUCCCUUCGUUCAUACCUACUCGUCUCCUUUCUCUCGAAAUCGCAUCGUACCGUCUCCCUACGAUUCCCAGACAUCAACCUCGAGCAUACCUGGAACAUUGACGAACUGCCCUGGGAAGUCUUCUCCGCAAAGGGCAAGAAAAGGAACUACUACGACCUCGUAACAACACUGGACCCGGACUUCAUAGCUGCCUUGCAACCGCACGUUGACGUUGUUUCCCCCCAUGUCCCUGAAUCUACGCGCAAGAUCCAUCAGGCAUCCGCCACAACGUUCCUCUACCUCUACUGCUCGCUCGCGUCGCGAAGAUCGCCGCCCUGCAUAUACACCCUCCGCUCGACGAUCCCAAUUGGCGCCGGCCUCGGCAGCAGCGCCAGUAUCUCAGUAUGUUUGAGCGCUGCUCUUCUCCUCCAGAUCCGAGCCUUGAGCGGACCGCACCAGGACCAGCCAGCACAGGAAUGUGAGCUCCAGAUCGAGCGAAUCAACAGAUGGGCGUUUGUGGGCGAGAUGUGCAUUCACGGGAACCCCUCUGGCGUUGACAACACCGUUUCCGCCGGAGGAAAGGCCGUGCUUUUCCAGCGAAGGGACUAUACCAAACCGCCUAUGGUUGCCCCCAUCUGGAACUUCCCUGAGCUGCCCCUCCUUCUGGUCAACACGCGCCAGUCGAGGAGCACGUUGACUGAGGUUGCCAAAGUUGCUACCUUGAGGGAGACUCACCCACUUCUCAUUGAGAACGUUCUCGAUUCGAUAGGCAUGAUCACCGAGUCCGCCCACCGACUCCUCACCUCUCCAGGCUUCAACCCACGAAACCCCUCUCCGUCCGCCUUGAAGCACCUCGGUGACCUCAUCACUAUCAACCACGGUCUCCUCGUUUCUCUCGGAGUCUCUCAUCCUAAGUUGGAGCGCAUUCGCGAGCUUAUCGACCAUACCGGCAUCGGCUGGACCAAGUUGACAGGUGCUGGAGGCGGUGGUUGCGCCAUUACGAUCCUUAAACCACAGCCGACUUCCCUUCAGCCCAACGGCAACGGCAACGGACUCCACCAUUCGGAUAGUUCCUCCGACGAAUCUGAAGACAGCGAGGAGGCCGAUUGCAGCGCCAGCAUCAUUUCCAACACGACCAAGCUCAAGCACAAGAUCCUCGACACUCUCGAAGUAAAACUUGAGAACGAGGGCUUCGAGAAGUUCGAGAUUACCCUCGCGGGAGACGGUGUCGGAGUCCUCUGGCCUGCCGUUCUGCACAACGGCAACGAAGAAGAGGGUGGUGAGGAGAUCGACCAGGAGAAGUUCCUCCGAGCCGAAGGCACAGAAGGCAUCGAACGAUUAGUAGGUGUCAUCAGCAGCGCCCGCAGAAAGCUACCGCGAGACGUGAGAGAAGGCUGGAAGUUCUGGAGGCCUUGGGAGACCGACGCAUAA
Molecule: messenger RNA, 1587 nt
Organism: Aaosphaeria arxii CBS 175.79
Lineage: Eukaryota; Fungi; Ascomycota; Dothideomycetes; Pleosporales
Product: mevalonate kinase
Exons: 2
Coding region: 1-1587 (528 amino acids)
Biological process (GO): ergosterol biosynthetic process; isoprenoid biosynthetic process
Cellular component (GO): cytoplasm
Molecular function (GO): ATP binding; mevalonate kinase activity
Source: RefSeq, a predicted model, not a curated record